Synchiropus splendidus (mandarinfish) is the source of this 4292-nucleotide messenger RNA. It is a transcript of the gene cgnb, whose product is annotated as cingulin b. Bases 141 to 3656 code for a protein of 1171 amino acids. NCBI's taxonomy places the organism in Eukaryota, Metazoa, Chordata, Actinopteri, Syngnathiformes, Callionymidae. The transcript has 21 exons. Gene Ontology annotation, cellular component: myosin complex. The record is from RefSeq and is a predicted model, not a curated record.
AUCAGACCGGCGGCGUUAAGAGGUUGUUAUGGAGAAGUAGGAUUGGCUACUUUCGUCCGGCUCCUGGCCACGAAGUAAACAAACCUGCUGGUUUCGACGAGCACCGAUACCGACUGACCGGAUAGGCAUCCAGGGCAAACAUGAGCAGCGUCUCCACCGACAGGAAGCCCCUUGUGGACUAUGGGGUUCAGAUCCGCUUCAUCAACGACCUCCAUGACACCGGCGGUGGGCACGUGGAAAAAUCCAAAGCCAAUAUUACUGCCGCUCCUUCCAGUAAAUAUGGAGUCGCUGUGCGUGUUCAAGGGAUCUCUGGUCAGCCUUACGUUGUCCUCAAAGACGGGGAGAAAGGUGACUCCUAUGGGGUUCAACUCAACACUCCUGCCCCUCACUCCAGCCCCACCUCUCCGUACAACAGUCUUCCCAAAAGAAGAAACUCUGCAGAUGUAUCGAACCCCUAUGGUACUGUAGUGAUGACUAGUCCCUCUCCAGUGUCGGCAACAGAGGAUGAGGAUGGAGAGAUUUUCAGCAGCCCGUUGAGGAGACCUCCCGGAGAUGGUCAAGCAGGCACUCAGGGAGAGGAGAAGGAAACUGUUGAGAGGUCAAAAUCUCAGACAAACCUCAAAGCAAAAGUUGCCGAAGCUGGGAAAAGUAAGCUCAGCAAUGAGGAGUACAACGAAGCUGGCUUGAAACCUGUCAAACUGAACAGCGCUGCACCUCUGGGAAGACAAGGCGAAAGAAAGCUGAGCUCAAAGUCACGCUCCGAAUCCUUCCCGGAUCCCUUUUCAACUCAGAGUGAAUCAGUUCCGGCGAUAGACACAAACUCUCUGGCUCCAAUAAACAAGCUCAUCAGCAAGUUCAACAGCGGAACACCAGGCGCCCAACAGGUCCGAGGUCGCAGUGGUGCUCGCCAGCGACUCAGGUUCGAUGACCGCAGGCGCUCCAGAAGCCUUGAUGCUCGGAAAGAACCUCCUGUUGAGGUUCCUCCUCCUUCGCCAACCAUAAAUCCCUAUGCUCCCACUGAGUCGAUCCUCUCAAGGUCACCUGUUCCAUUCAGCGCCAGUCUGGGGAGGAACAACCCACCUGUUGUCAAGGUCACGGCACGAGAGGCUGCUAAAGUGAGCACGAAGUCCCCAGUGACGCUGGCCACCACGGAAACAAAUCCACCCACAACAAAGAAACCUAGCGUCCCUCAUCGCUCUCAAAGCAUAGAGAUGCUCACCACAGAAGAGGCUCACUUCAAACAAGCCGUCUAUAACAUCCUCAAAGACGGCAGUGGUGAAACCGAAGCAGAUCUGAAAAGAAAAGUGAACCUCCUCUUUGAGACCAGCUGCAGGUUAAAGAAGGCAGGAUCUGUAGCAAGCCAUAAGAAGGAGAAGCCUGAGGAAACUGAGGAUGAACUCAGCCGCCACCGAGACCAACUUCUGCAGGCUCAUAAUGAGAUCACUGAGGAGCGAAUGGCCCGGGAGGCUGCAGAGUCUCGUCUGCGUCUGCAAGAAGACCAGCUGGCUGAACUCCAGGAGGAGCUGCGAAGGGUUUCCGAUAUGCCUCACUCAGACUCGCUGCACACGGAAGUGCUGACUCUGCAAGCUGACCUGGCUGAAGCGGCAAUGUUACGCCAGCGCCAGGAGGAGACGCUGCACCAGAGAGAGCGAGAGCUGACUGCCCUGAAGGGGGCGCUGAAGGAGGAGGUGGAGUGCCACGAUAAAGAGAUGGAGACUCUGAGGGAGCAGUACAGGCUGGACAUGGAGAAACUGAGGAGAACCAUGGAGCAGGUGACUCAGUCCCAGGAGCAGAUUGAGGAGGAGAGGGAGCGUGUGAACGCCUCCAUAUUCACACUGGAAGAGGAGCUGGAGAGCUAUAGAAACCAGGAGGAAGACUGGAAGACACAGCUGCAGGAGACUUCACAAGAGCUGAGCAGCACCAUGGAGAAGAACAGGAAGCGCCUCAGCACUCAAACGCUGCAGAAGUCCAACGAGGAGAAGCUCAAGUGCGAAGGUGAGCUGAAGAACCUCAAGGAUGAUGUGAAGAGGCUGAAGUCUGAAGAUCAGAGUCAAUUAGCUGAGGAGCUUCAACGUUGCAUGGACGACCUGGAUCAAGCUCGCGCUGAUUUGGACAGGCUCAAGAGCGAGUUGGACGAGAAGAGCGAAGAACUUGAAGCUCUGAAGAAGUCCAGCGGAGAGCGAGAGGCUGAGUUGGAGUCUCAGAUCGACAGGCUGAAGACGCAGAUGCAGAAGGACAAGGCAGAGCUGCAGGAAGACCUCAAGAGAGCCAAGGAGCAGACAACAGCCACCAGUUCUGUAGGAAAGACAGUAGUGGACCUUGGUUCCAAUGUGGAGCUCCAGGAAGCUAACAAUCGCCUCAGGGAGAGGCUGGCACGCAUGCGAAACCACUCUACAGCUUCCAAGGGCCCUGAAACAGAAGAGGCAGUGGAGGCCCUGGAAGAUGAGAACCGCUCCCUCAAGAACCAGCUGGAGGAGGCCAAGAGAGGAGUCACCCGCAUGAGCAAAGAGAGAGAGGAGCUGACCCGACGUCUAGAGGAGAGGGACCUGGAGAGGGAAGCUCUACGGAGAGGAAAGAACGACCUGGAGGAGCAGAAGAGGCUCCUGGACCGCGCACUGGAGAAGAUCAGCAAAGAGAUGGAGAUGAUGAUGGGGGACUCGCGUCAGUCGGUUUCAACUCUCCAGACUCAGCUGGAUGAAUAUAGAGAGCGCUCCCGGAAGGACCUACUGGAAGCUCAGCGCAACAACAAGGACAGAGUGGCCGAACUGCAGAGAACUCAGAGCAGUUUGAAGAGUCAGCAGGAGGAGGUGUCCCGUCUGAAGAAGGAGCUGCUGACCUGCAGUGAGGAGAGGGACAGUGCUCAGUUGGAGCGAGACCUCCUGGGCAACCGCCUCAAGCACUUGGAAGAUGAGCUGGAAACUGAGAAGAGCACUCACACUGACCGCAGCAGGGAGGUCAGGUGUCUGGAGGAUAAAAUAAAGACUCUGGAGAUCGAGCUGGACGAGGAGAGAAGCGGUGCAGAGCUACUGAAUGACCGGAUCUCACGCAGCAGAGAUCAGGUCGACCAGCUGCGGACAGAGCUCAUGCAGGAGAGGUCAGCCAGGCACGACCUGGAGAUGGACAAGAGUGCGAUGGAGCGACAGGUGAAGGAGCUGAAGUCACGUGUGGCAGACAUGGAGGGGCAACCGCGGCACAGCCCGGGGAUGGCUCUUCUGGAAGUCAAAAUUCAGGAGUUGGAAGAGAGGCUGCGCAGCGAAGAGAGGGAGAAGGCCAGUAUCCAGGGAGCGCAGAGGCGAACUGAGCGAAGGCUGAAGGAGCUGAAUGCCAUUCUGGACCAGGAGAGGAGUCAGCACAGCGAGCAGAGAGACCAGCUGUCUCUACGUGUAAAGGCAUUGAAGCGUCAAGUGGACGAGAGCGAGAGCGAAGUGGAGCGGCUGGAGGGUGUCCGGCGGAAGGUUCUCCGGGACCUGGAGGAGCAGCAGGAGCUGCAGGAGGCACUGCAGGCUAAAGUCUCAGCCCUGGAGACGGAGCUGAAGAGGAAGGUCCAGCAGUCGCACCGCACCGCCCUGAGCUCCAGCGCUCUGAGCUCUGAGGACGAGGGGAGUGUUUACGACGCAUUCCUGAACGACAGUCACCUGCAGACCAGCAACUGCUAGACCACCACAAGCAACUCUCACACUGAAGGAUCUCAGGUCCAAAAACACACGAGCUGUGUGGAAUGUUUUUCUGCCUGAAGACACUGUGGCUGGUUAGUGAUGGCUCUCCAUCAAUCACAUCAGAGGACAGCAAUAUAACAACUUCUGGUUUCUGGAAGCUUUUAAAAACAAGCUUUUCUCACUGUUUUUAUUACUAACUGUUCAGUCAAUGAAUGUACUGCGUUGCAUGGUUUUUUUUUCAGCCACUUCCCCUCAGUUAUCGUGUUGUGAAGCAACCAGCAUCAAAACAAACAAACAUCACACUCUCAAAGCUUCUGUGAGGUUGGAACCGUUGACAUGUGGCUGAUCACAUCCUGCUGCAUGCUCUGCUGUCUUUUCGUUGAAACUGGGACCUUCAAUGAGAUUCUAGUCCACAAAGCAUGCUUUCACUCAAAGCCUUAAAGUGAUUAUGUCACACAUUUUUUGUUUCUGCCGCUUUCAUGUGUUUGUGUCUCCCAUGUUUGGUACAGACAGAGUAAUUUAAUUGUGUUGUUAAACCUGGUUUAGUUGUGACACUGUUUGUUGUCUGGUGUAAAGCUUUGUACAUUUUUGACAGAUCUUUUCAAAUGUCUUUAAACAAUUAAAAAAAGUGUUGUA